This is a messenger RNA of Musa acuminata AAA Group (dessert banana), 1917 nucleotides long. Its product is annotated as protein disulfide-isomerase-like. NCBI's taxonomy places the organism in Eukaryota, Viridiplantae, Streptophyta, Magnoliopsida, Zingiberales, Musaceae. Gene Ontology annotation, molecular function: protein disulfide isomerase activity. The transcript is spliced from 11 exons. The record is from RefSeq and is a predicted model, not a curated record. Gene Ontology annotation, cellular component: endoplasmic reticulum. Gene Ontology annotation, biological process: protein folding; response to endoplasmic reticulum stress. Bases 118 to 1641 code for a protein of 507 amino acids.
UUCUUAUACAACGGUCGCGUUUUUUUCUUCGUAAUCUCUACCACAUGAAUCACUCGACCACAUUAUAUAUUUAAUUGGGAGGGCGAGUAAGUCCAUAGUCUUCUCUGUCUCUCUUCCAUGGCCACUUCCAGGGUUUGGAUCUCGGCGGCGUGCCUUGCCCUCCUCGUCUUCCCCUCCCUCCUCUCGCCUGCCCUAGCGGAGGAGGAAGAGGAGGCGGCAGCGGCGGCUGAGGCCGAGCCCUCGUUCGUCCUCACCCUUGACCACUCCAACUUCUACGACACCGUCGCCAAACACCCCUUCAUCGUCGUCGAGUUCUACGCCCCAUGGUGUGGUCAUUGUAAGAGGCUCGCUCCUGAGUAUGAGAAGGCCGCAUCAGUAUUGAGUAAAAAUGAUCCUCCAGUUGUUUUAGCUAAGGUUGAUGCAAACGAAGAUGUAAACAAAGAACUUGCAUCAAAAUAUGAAGUCAAGGGCUUCCCUACACUCAAGAUUUUCAGGAAUGGAGGGGAUAUCAUCCAAGAGUAUAAAGGUCCUCGGGAGGCUGAUGGAAUAAUUGAAUACUUGAAGAAACAAGCUGGUCCUGCAUCCGCUGUAAUUAAAUCCUCAGAGGAUGCUAGUAACCUAAUUGUUGAUAAGAUCUUUAUUGUUGGUAUAUUUCAAGAAUUUUCUGGGGAAGAAUUUGAAAAUUACAUCAAGGUUGCUGAGAAGUUAAGGUCAGAAUAUGAUUUUGGUCAUACGUCAGAGGCCAAACUACUUCCACGUGGGGAUCCAACAGUAAAACUACCAGUAGUUAGGCUGUUUAAGCCAUUUGAUGAACUUUUUGUUGAUUUUAAGGAUUUUGAUGUUGAUGCUCUGGAGAAGCUUAUCGAAUCUGCAAGUAUCCCGGUUGUCGCUACUUUUGACAAGGAUCCAAGCAAUCACCCUUUCCUUAUAAAGUUCUUUAACAGUCCUAAUAGCAAAGCUAUGCUUUUUAUGAACUUCAGUGGUGAAAAUUUUGAUGCAUUCAAGUCUAAGUUACAUGAGACUGCUGAGAAUUGCAAGGGGAAAAACAUAAACUUCUUAAUUGGUGACCUUGAUGCCAGUCAAGGUGCCUUCCAGUAUUUCGGCCUAAAGGAAGAACAGGUGCCUCUCAUUAUCAUUCAAGAAAAUGAUGGCAAGAAGUAUCUUCAACCAAAAGUCAGCCCUGAUCAGAUUGCUACAUGGGUGAAGGACUACAUAGAUGGUAACUUAAAGCCUUACAGAAAAUCAGAGCCAAUACCUGAAGUUAACAAUGAGCCUGUCAAAAUUGUGGUGGCUGAUACUCUCCAAGAAGUAGUUUUUGGCUCUGGAAAGAAUGUUCUGCUUGAAUUUUAUGCACCUUGGUGUGGGCAUUGCAAGAAAUUAGCACCUAUUUUAGAUGAAGUGGCCAUCUCAUUUGAAAAUAAUGCAGAUGUGAUCAUUGCAAAGAUGGACGCAACAGCAAACGAUGUUACAAAUGAAUUUGAUGUUCAGGGUUACCCAACACUCUACUUUUCAUCUGCAAGUGGCAAGCUUUCACAGUAUGAUGGAGACAGGACAGCAGAGGCUAUCAUUAACUUUGUGAAAACAAAUAGUGAUGCAACCAGUCAGCCUGACUCACCUCAUUCUGCAAAAGAUGAACUUUAAUCACGGAGUCAUCUUGUUAGCCGUAGAGGGAGAGGAAGACAACUGUUUCAUGGAGCUACAAGAUCAGCAGAAACUAUGCUACUAUGCCUUAAUCCAAAUAGCCUAGUAAUAAAAGGCAUUUCUUUAUGCCUGAUUUUGGGUUUUAUGGCAGUAAGUAUGGUUAGAGAACUGUUCUAUAUUUAGAGGAUGAUGUAAUUUCAUGUUUUAUGGCAGUAAGCAUCAAACUUGUUGAGAAUUUCUCGUCGCUUAACUUACCAAUCUAUCAUUUUGCUGACA